Molecule: messenger RNA, 636 nt
Organism: Haliotis rubra (blacklip abalone)
Lineage: Eukaryota; Metazoa; Mollusca; Gastropoda; Lepetellida; Haliotidae
Product: serine-enriched protein-like
Exons: 3
Coding region: 1-636 (211 amino acids)
Molecular function (GO): protein binding
Source: RefSeq, a predicted model, not a curated record
AUGAACCGUUACGAUUCUCGUGUGUGUCUCUUGGACGCUGACGUCCUUGAAUUCGAAACAUGUCAGGUCAAUGAAGGCGAAGUUGAUGCUGAGAGCUCUUCAUCUGGGUACGACUCUAGUGACAUGAGCUCGGAUGAAGACGUGAGCCCCACCAACUUACCUGACGUCGUUUCCGGCUUCACUACCCUUCGUCCAGCUUCGAGUCGCCAUAAUACCAACCCCCACAACGACUGUAGGAGUGUAAUGGUGUUCAAGAGUACAGGGGAACUCCAGGACAGCCUUGCCCUCAUCCUGGAAAUGCCUGACAUGUGUGACGUCACUUUUCUUGUGGGCAAAACUAAGGUUCCUGUUUAUGGAGUCAAGGCCAUAUUGGCAACGCGAAGCAGAUAUCUCUACCAGCUAGUGUUAAAGCACCAAAAGCAAUCGAUGCAAGACAUUCCAAAGACGAAAAAAAUUAAGAAAGUCAGGGAAUCCCCCUUGUCACAGAGACUCCUCAUCAACGUCCCAGGCUACCUAGCCGGGGACUUCAAGGCAUUCAUCAAGUUCGUCCACUCGGGGAAGGCUAGAAUUGAUCUUAGCAACGUGAUAGGUGAGUGCCCUGGUGUUCUACUCAUCACUUUAAGCGUAAUAAAAUAA